GCUGCCUCCGAACUCUCAGACAAUGAGCCCUAUUUUAUGGCUGCAUUCGUUUCCAAAAUAUUUCUUGGCGCUGUUUUUUCCGUUUUAUUUGUAGUUGUUUUUUAGUGCUUUUUAAUAUUUAGUUAUUUUAGUUUGUGGACAAAAAGAAGGGGGGCGAAACUGUUUGAAGGCCGCGUCCGUCGCCGGCCCGCCGUCUUCCCUCCUCCUCCUCCUCCUGCCUUCCGCUCUGAAUCAAGAAAUGGGUUCGGGAAGUAGCCGCAUGGCCCCGCGGUCGCCGCGCCGCCGGCAGCAAGCCCGGCCGAGGCUCGGGCUCGCGGCCUUCCUAUGCGGCGGCGCCGCCGCCGAGGCCGCUGCCUCCGCCGAUUCCCCCCAGAUUGAAGAUAAGCUAGCAGACAAAUCAGUCAUUCAUGCAAGACUCGAUGGUUCUGUAUUGAAUUCUAAUAUCCAGAUCUCGGUCAAGGAGUCUUCUGUAAGCUUUUCCCAAGAAAAUAAGCCUUCUAGCUCCACCAGUGAACAAAUGAAGUCUACUCAAAGCAAUAAUUGUGUUAAUGGGGAUCACUUGGAAAAUUCUUGCAUUGAGAUGUCUCGUUCUGAGAGGACUUCCAGACUACCAAGUAUGUUAGGGAAACCAGUGGAAAUUGUUGACACUACUUUAGCUCCAACAAUGGAAGUAGCUAAUUCCACAAAUGGACAUAAUUCCCAUAGUUUACCAAGCUUCUCAAGUGGCAUGCAUCAACUUGAACUUAGAGAUUUACAUACAAAUGAGAUUUUGUCCAUUGUUAAUCCUUCAGAUGAGGUCGUGAGCCUCCCUAGUACCAAUACAGAAUAUGUUUCUGUUAUUCCAAGUGUAUCUUCAACUUCGCAUUUUUCAAGUGAAGAACCUCUAGGUGCAACUUCUUCUGGUUCAGAUGCUCAAAGAUCAACUGGAUCAGGUGAACAGAGAAAUGGAAGUGAACUUCAUGUUGAUUUGGUCAGCAUCUCUUCUGAUGUUCCCAAUGGCUCUAGGGAGACAAGUAGUAGUGUGUCACGAAGGAAUACUAGAAGACUUUUCUGGGAUGCCUUUUCCAGACACAGUUCUAGGACUGUUGACUCAGCAUUGAUACAUUCGUCUGCAGAUAAUAAUGGUCUAGGAUAUCAGGACAGGUGGCUACUAGACAUUGGUGAUCACACUUUUGGAGAUGGGGCUGAAGAUGAUUCCUUUUACUCACGGCAGAGACGCCAUGGUUUAAAUGGUGUUAGUUGGCAUUCAAGAUCCGAGAUAAGGGAGCGUCUUCAUGCUGGCUUUAAUAAUAAUGAUGGGCAAGCAUCUUCCUGCCCAUCAGGUAUCCAUCAAGAUGGCACAUGCUCUUGCACACUGCUAAUGACUGAUGUGUCAAGUACGCGAGCCAGUAUUGCACGAAUUUUUGUGUUAGCCGAGGCAUUAUUUGAGGUCCUGGAUGAAAUUCAUCACCAACCUGGAUCACUUUCACUUUCCGUGGUUUCAGUCCCAGCACCGGAAUCUAUUGUCAAUUCCUUGCCUUCAAAGAUCCACAGAAAACCUGACACUGCCUUGGGCAUUGAUGGCGUGGAACAAUGUUACAUCUGCUUGGCUGAUUACGAUGAUGGGGACAUCAUAAGAGUCCUUCCCUGCCACCAUGAAUACCACAAGUCUUGUGUUGAUAAAUGGCUUAAAGAAAUUCACGGGGUAUGUCCUCUGUGCCGCCACAAUGUUAGUGAAGGUGUCACUGGCAUCACUCUCUCAAACUCAUAAACAUCGUGGGUAGUAUGAUGCAAGUGAAGGUGUCACUGGUAGCUCAAUCUCGAACUCGUAAAUAUCAUGUGUACAAUGAAACCGUGAAUGUACUGGUCAUGUAGCAAAUCCUAAAUGGUUCUGUUUCCACUUUUAUUUUUGCACAUAUUUCCUUGAUGUCCUCUGCGAUACACACAUCAAUGGAGAAGACUCAUCUCUUACGAUGAGCAAUUGAAUGUUGAA
Molecule: messenger RNA, 1972 nt
Organism: Musa acuminata AAA Group (dessert banana)
Lineage: Eukaryota; Viridiplantae; Streptophyta; Magnoliopsida; Zingiberales; Musaceae
Exons: 6
Coding region: 239-1750 (503 amino acids)
Source: RefSeq, a predicted model, not a curated record